Lepus europaeus (European hare) is the source of this 2559-nucleotide messenger RNA. It is a transcript of the gene ZNF416, whose product is annotated as zinc finger protein 416. The record is from RefSeq and is a predicted model, not a curated record. Gene Ontology annotation, biological process: regulation of transcription by RNA polymerase II. Gene Ontology annotation, molecular function: DNA-binding transcription activator activity, RNA polymerase II-specific; RNA polymerase II cis-regulatory region sequence-specific DNA binding. Gene Ontology annotation, cellular component: nucleus. Lineage: Eukaryota; Metazoa; Chordata; Mammalia; Lagomorpha; Leporidae. Bases 88 to 1935 code for a protein of 615 amino acids. The transcript is spliced from 4 exons.
AUGUGUCCCCCCUGUCGGUGUUGAGCCGCGCUCCUGAGCACAGUUCGUGCCCACUGAACAGCGGCGGAAGAGCCAGCAGUUGGGGUGAUGGCUGUGUCAGGGCCCCUACCCUGCUUGCCAGCUCUUCCUGGACCCCUCCGUCCACUGAGCCCUACGGCUGCGGCCGCGCUGAGGGAUCCGGCACAGAUUCCGGUGACUACCGAAACGCAGACGGACUUCGCACAGGGCUGUGCGACCUUUGAGGACGUGGCCGUUUACUUCUCCCAGGACGAGUGGCGGCUCCUUGAUGAGACUCAGAGGCUGCUGUAUCUCAAUGUGAUGCUGGAGAACUUUGCACUUGUAACCUCACUGGUGUGCGGACAUGGACUGGAAGGUGAAGAGACACCUCCUGAGAAGAGGGCUUUAGUAGCAGGAGUGUCACAGGCCAGGACGCCAAAGGUUGGUCCAUCCACCCAGGAGACUCACCCCUGUGAACUGUGUGUCCCAGUCCUAAAAGACAUUUUGCACCUGGCUGAUCUGCCUGUGCAGAAAACGUGUUUGACUGGUGUGUGUGCAAACCUUCACCAGCACCAGAAGCAUCGUAGUGCAGAGAAGCCCUUGAAGAGUGAUGUGACAGAGGCAUCGCUUAUGAAGAGCUGCACAUUCCAUGCAUCAGGGAAGCCUGUCACCUGUGAGGUGGUUGGAAAGGACUUCCCAGCCACGCUGGGCCUUUUCCAGCCCCAGGACAUUCCCAACUAUGAGAAGCCAAACAAAGUCACCGAGAGUAGGGAGGCCUUUCAUAUUGGAAUAAGCCAUUACAAGUGGGGGGAGUACAGGAAAGCUAGCCACAAACAUGCUCUUUUUCACCACCCAAGAGUCCACACUGGAAAAAAGCGUCAUGAAUCUACAAAAUGUGGAAAACUCUACCGCUGCAAGUACUCACUUACUCAGCUCCAGAAGGUCCAUCCUGGAGAAAGGCCUUACGAAUGCAGUGAAUGUGGGAAAUGUUUCAGCCAAACUUCGCACCUGAAUGACCAUCAGAGAAUCCACACUGGAGAAAGGCCGUACGAGUGUGGGCAGUGUGGGAAAUCAUUUAGCCAAAGAGCCACCCUCAUCAAACAUCACAGAGUCCACACUGGAGAAAGGCCUUACGAAUGUGGUGAGUGUGGGAAAUCAUUUAGCCAAAGUUCCAAUCUCAUUGAACACUGUAGAAUUCACACUGGAGAGAGACCUUAUGAGUGUGAUGAAUGUGGGAAAGCCUUUGGUUCCAAAUCCACUCUUGUUCGGCACCAAAGAAUUCACACAGGGGAAAAGCCUUAUGAAUGUGUUGAAUGUGGAAAAUUCUUUACACAAAGUCACAGUCUGCUUGAACACCGGAUAAUUCACACCGGAGCAAGGCCCUAUGAGUGUGGCCAAUGUGGGAAGUCCUUUAGUCUAAAAUAUGGCCUCAUUCAACACCAGCUAAUUCACAGUGGAGCCAGGCCUUUUGAGUGUGACCACUGUGGAAAGUCUUUUAGCCAAAGAGCCACCCUCAAUAAGCACUACAAAGUUCACACUGCAGAAAGGCCUUACGAGUGUGAGGAGUGUGGGAAAGCUUUCAUGUUCAAAUCCAAACUUGUUCGACACCACAGAACUCACACUGGAGAAAGGCCUUUUGAGUGCAGUGAGUGUGGGAAAUUUUUUAGGCAAAGCUAUACCCUUGUUGAGCACCAGAAAAUUCAUACAGGAUUAAGGCCUUAUGAAUGUGGCCAGUGUGGGAAAUCCUUUAUUCAGAAGUCUGGCCUUAUUCAACACCAGGUAGUUCACACUGGAGAAAGGCCCUAUGAGUGUGGGAAAUGUGGGAAAUCCUUUACACAACAUUCUGGCCUCAUUCUCCACCGAAAAUCUCACAGCAUGGAGAGGCCACGGGAAAGCAAAUGUGGAAAAGCCUUCAGCCCAAGGUCUAGCAUUGUUUAGCUCCUGAAAGUCCAUCCUUGAGGAAAGCGUAGGCCUGCAGGAUGUGUGCCAUUUCUUUUUAUUAUUAUUAUUAUGACACAAAUAACCUUUCUGAGCUAGUCAUCUGCCUGAAGUUGAACCUCGCACUUCCAAACAUCCAAAAGGAUAUAAUCAAUUCUCCAUUGAUUUCAGGCAUUUGGUGAGGCUUUUAGGAGCUGCUGUGCAUAUUCUAAACUGCCCAGAGUCCUUGCCAGAAUUACCAUUUCCAAUUAUCGCUGGUAGAAGCCAUCUUCCCUGUCACCUUGCAUAGUGUGCAAGAAUCACCUGGCAUGCUGAAGGAAGGCAGGCAUUUGUGUGCUUUACCUGGAGGAAGUCUUGAGCAGUCUGAGCCUUUUGGAAGACUUGAUUUCCUUUUCUGAAGGAUUAAAGCCUAUAUCUGACCCAGUUUUGCUCAGGAGGAAUCCAUCUGCAUUCUGCUGGAGGCGUCCAUGAAUGGCUUACCUUUUUCAUGAAGAUUAUUGGUUUUACAUGCCACUUGUGGUUGAUUUUUUUCCCAGCCUUCCAGCCAUUGAUAACUGCCAACACUGCUGGUUUUUGCACUAAUAAAUGCUUUAUUGUUGAAUCCACCUGAAGUCUUGGGUCUUC